Drosophila teissieri is the source of this 1065-nucleotide messenger RNA. RefSeq names its product charged multivesicular body protein 3 (gene Vps24). Bases 116 to 787 code for a protein of 223 amino acids. The transcript has 3 exons. Gene Ontology annotation, biological process: late endosome to vacuole transport; protein transport; endosome transport via multivesicular body sorting pathway. Gene Ontology annotation, cellular component: ESCRT III complex; multivesicular body. Lineage: Eukaryota; Metazoa; Arthropoda; Insecta; Diptera; Drosophilidae. The record is from RefSeq and is a predicted model, not a curated record.
GGCAACGCUGUGGACUGGUUGUCAGAAUCAAAAUAAAAUGACUCACUUGUAUUUUUUAACAACAAAAUUGUUAUAAUAACAUUAAUUCCAGACAAUUAUCUUAACGACUGGAGCAAUGGGCUUAUUCGGCAAAACUCCCAGUAAAGAUCCCAAAGAGCAGGUCCAGGAGUGGACGCACAAGAUACGGAAGGAGGGCAACCAGCUGGAUCGCCAGAUCCGAAGUAUCCAGCGCGAGGAGGAGAAGGUAAAACGCUCCCUCAAACAAGCAGCCCAGAAAAAUGACCGCGAUACCUGCGUCAUUCUUGCCAAGGAGAUUGUGAACUCGCGAAAGGCCAUCAACCGCAUAUACACGUCGAAGGCGCACCUCAACUCGAUUCAGAUCCAGAUGAAAAAUCAACUAUCCACCUUGCGUGUAGCUGGAUCUUUGCAAAAGUCUACAGACGUCUUGCAAGCCAUGCAAAGCCUGGUGCGCUAUCCAGAGCUUGCAGGCAUUAUGCGCGACAUGUCAAAGGAAAUGAUGAAGGCCGGCAUCAUUGAGGAGAUGCUGGACGAGACAAUGGACUCGUUGGAGGAGUCUGAGGAGCUAGAGGAGGAGGCUUGCAAGGAGGUUGAUAAGGUUUUGUGGGAGAUCACAGAUGGCAAGCUUGGGGAAGCUCCCCUGCCCCCAGAGACUACACCGGCGGACAAGGCGUCUGUGUCUGCUGCGGGCGUCGAGGUUGAGCAAGAUGAUGAGGAUGGAGAGGAACUGCAAGAAAUGCAGAGCCGCCUGGCCUCGCUGCGAUCUUAAAUCGACUGCUAUGGGGAUUGCAUUAAGAUUCGAAAUUAAAGGCAAGUGAUUCCGACUGGCAUACCUUUUCAAAAUCAUAAACGGCAACUCUCCCGUCGUUGUUUAGUUGUAGAAACCAAAAUAAUCUUCAAAAACUAAAUUUGAGUUUUUAUAUUUUAUGUGCACAGUACUCCAGUUCGAGAAGUGUUGAACCCUACGCGUUUUACCGUUGAAUCUACACAAUAUAACUUAUUUUAUUGUAUAAUCUACCUUUUAUUAAAAAUCGAUAUUUGCUGUAA